AUGGAGCGCAGAUAUAGAGUGCCAGAGGGCAUCAGAGAGUUUCGUCUGUCUAGUAACAUUGCGCGUUUCGCCAAUUCCAUCCGGCGUAGUGCUAUGGCUGACCUCACCAAACAGGAUGAGAAAGCUAUAUACGACCUCAUCAGAGAGCUGGUAUUAAUUGACGAGCACAUGAUACCGUCAGAGCCGGGUUAUUCCCUCUAUAUUCGCCCGACAUGCAUUGGAACCCAAGCCAUAUUAGGAGUAUUGCCUCCUACUGAUGCCAAGUUGUUCGUCAUUAGCAGUCCUGUCGGACCGUAUUAUAAGUCUGGAUUCAAACCAGUGUCGCUACUAGCAUCUAGCAAGGCUGUUAGGGCUUGGCCUGGAGGCACGGGUGCUCAGAAGGUCGGGGGUAAUUACGGACCAACGCUCUUACCGCUGCGGGAAGCAAUCGAGAUGGGGUAUUCACAAAUACUAUGGUUACUCCCGACCGACUCGUCGGCUGAGGACUACUAUGUAACGGAGGUUGGUACUAUGAAUCUGUUCUUGGUGUUCCGUACUCCUGAUGGUAUGGAAGUGGUGACACCACCGUUGAGUGAUGUGAUACUACCAGGAAUCACCAGAGACUCGGCGCUUCAAGUUUUGAGGUCCGAGGGGGCUCCCCGUGGCAUAGAGGUAUCAGAGAGGCAUGUAACCAUAAACGAGGUCAUCGCUGCCUAUGAGGCCGGCAAUCUCCUCGAAGUCUUUGGUACGGGGACAGCAGCUAUUGUGUGUCCAGUUGAUUUGAUCAACUUCAAAGGAAAGGAUAUCCAUAUACCAGUGGACAAUCAAGUUGGGACCGGGCCUAUCUGCAAGUUUGUUUUGGACACCAUUCAAGAAGCUCAGAGAGGAUUAGGAGUGUUUGGUGAGAAGUGGUCAACACUGUGGACCCAGGAUAUGCGUAUAACGCAAAGUCCUGUAAAUUUCUAGUACGCCGAUGUUUGCCACCAAUACACCCAAGCGUAACUUUUUAACGUCCUGUACUAUUCUCAUUAUUAAUAGUCUAUGUUGGUCUAAUGCGAAUGCCGAUCUCGCAUCCUCAUCAUCAUCAUUGCUCCUCCUCCUGCUGCUGCUACGCCAUCGGCGGCGACACCGCAGGCUAUAGUACAUGAGUUUUCUAACUUGAGCUCCAUUUUUGAGGGUG
Molecule: messenger RNA, 1159 nt
Organism: Perkinsus marinus ATCC 50983
Lineage: Eukaryota; Perkinsozoa; Perkinsida; Perkinsidae
Exons: 12
Coding region: 1-945 (314 amino acids)
Biological process (GO): L-leucine biosynthetic process; L-valine biosynthetic process
Cellular component (GO): mitochondrion
Molecular function (GO): branched-chain-amino-acid:2-oxoglutarate transaminase activity
Source: RefSeq, a predicted model, not a curated record